Molecule: messenger RNA, 559 nt
Organism: Schizophyllum commune H4-8
Lineage: Eukaryota; Fungi; Basidiomycota; Agaricomycetes; Agaricales; Schizophyllaceae
Exons: 3
Coding region: 8-475 (155 amino acids)
Source: RefSeq, a predicted model, not a curated record
CGCGACGAUGAGCGUCAGGAGCGACGAGAAGGGGUCGACGCCGCGACAUCAUCAUACGUACCGGGGCCACCGCUCUUACUCUUUCACCGCCUCCGACGUCAAUGAGCUCGUCGAACUCCGCGCCCGCCAGCGCACCUUCCACGGUGCCUAUAGUCGGAGCGCUCUCUCAGCCCUAGGAUACUCGCUAACAAUCCUUCGCCUCUUUGAUCACCGUUUCUACAAGAUCGGUAUCCUAUUCGCCGUCUUCGGCGUCCUCAUGUUUUUUCUCUCUUUCUACCGCUCCAAGCACUCCAAACACGACUUUGCCGACCACGACUAUACACGCUACGAAGGCCGCAUGAUAGAGACGAAGGGGCAGCACGGCAAGCGGGUCUUCGGCAGGCCUUUUGUCACCGCCGGUCGUGUCGUCGUCCUUGUGACUGCACUCGUCCUGGCGCUGGAGGUUACGCUCAUGGUCCUCGUUCUCCAAGUGUAAAGAACACAUAGUUGCUAUCGAUGUCUGUAUCACCCUAUCCCGAUACCAUACUGUACAGCAUAAUAAUGCAGGGGAUGUCCUUAC